GCCGAGUUCAUCACAGAUCUCUACUUGCAAGAUAGUCAAGUCAGGAGCUCGGAGACUCUAAGACUUGAGAUUAGCGAGACUGAGAUGGACAUCCUAGAAGACAUACUUAUGAACUCGAAAGACGUUCUAUACGUGUCUCCGGAUGCCGCGGCGAGACAGGAAUGGUUUGAGGUGCUUACAAUCAGGGGUGCCAACUAUACAACAUACUGGGGAGUGUCUUUUCUACUAAGCAUGCUUCCCAACUUGGAGUCUCUUAAGCUACCUUCUAAAUAGGUUCAUCCGGGUGCUGCGCAGUCCAAUGACAGCGCACCGUAUGCCUUAUUGAAGCUUCUAGUAGAACGGGCAAACAAUCCCGCACUACAACGUCAGCCGCUGCAAAAGCUCAAGUCGGUGGAGGGACCGAACGCUAAAAACGGUGUUAAUGGUACAAAUAUCGUCCUCAUGUUUCCUUUACUCUCCCUCCACUCGAUGCAGACCUUUCACUGCCACAGUGCCUGCUUGGGAGAAGGGAAAACAGAGUGGGAUAUGUACGAGCAGUAUCCAGCAGUCAGGCCCAAUCUGCAAGGACUAUAUGUACAUGAAUCAGUAAUCACGAGUCAAAACGCGGGACGAUUGUUUGAGUACAUGCGGCAUCUCCGUACUCUGCGCUUUGUGUACUCCGAGUCCGCGCUAAGCGAGUUCUACUUCAACGCUAAUGGCUUUGUUCGGCAUCUCGUCGCAGGAGUUGGUGAUGCGCUAGAAGAUUUAUCCCUGGUGGGACUUGAGUCAAUUGGCUCUGUAGAUAUUGUACGGUAUCCGCUGAAUGGCUUCAAGAAGCUAAGACGCCUGGAACUUGACUUGGCGUAUUUUAUUUCGACUAAUGUUGAAUGGGAUCCUGAUGCCAGAGAGGAUGAGGGUGAUGUGUUGUGCUAUGGAGAAGAAGACGGAGAUAGCAUCUGGGGCUCCGGCGAUGAUAAGCGGGUAGGAAAAGCUGACAAUCGCUUUGUUGGACACUUGAUGGCGGCAACUGGAGACACGCUGGAAGAUUUCGAGUUGACAGCGGGGGACCUGCACUCGGACACGGUUUGCAUUCGCUGCCCUCUCCAUAAAUUCAAGCGGUUGUCAAGACUUGAGAUCGAUACUAGUUUCUUUAUUAACAGCAAAGUGGUCGUUGGCGAGGAUGAAAACUAUCAGAGUGACGAAAGAGAUGACGGAAUUUGGGGGACAGAAGCUGUUCCCCAAGACGAUGCCAUCUGGCGAGCCUAUGAGAUCAGCAAGACGAAAAUGAAGGUCAGGGGAGAAAGUAAACAGAAGGAGAUGAAGGAAGGCUGA
This is a messenger RNA of [Torrubiella] hemipterigena, 1311 nucleotides long. NCBI's taxonomy places the organism in Eukaryota, Fungi, Ascomycota, Sordariomycetes, Hypocreales, Clavicipitaceae. The record is from the annotation of a GenBank genome assembly.